Messenger RNA from Stegodyphus dumicola, 762 nucleotides. RefSeq names its product MKI67 FHA domain-interacting nucleolar phosphoprotein-like. Gene Ontology annotation, molecular function: RNA binding. The record is from RefSeq and is a predicted model, not a curated record. NCBI's taxonomy places the organism in Eukaryota, Metazoa, Arthropoda, Arachnida, Araneae, Eresidae.
AUUUUUCGCCAUCGGAGGAGAAAGAUUUAGCGGGUGCAAAACAAGACAUCUGUCUAUUUUUGUCUGUGUGUCUGUCUAUUUUGCACGUUCUGCUUUGAUUCUACUGAGAAGAAUAGUAAUUCAAUAUGAUGAAUACAUUUGUGGAGAAUGUGAGAAAGAAGUUGAAAGGUUCAGCAAAAGGUGCUGCUAAGACAGAGAAACCGAAAGAUGGAACUAAGUCUGCAAAACCUAAAGCAAAGAAAUUGAAAAAGUCAAAAAAGAAAGUUCAAGAAGCGCAAGACUUUAAACCCGGAACAGUUUAUAUUGGGCACAUACCACAUGGCUUUUAUGAAAAAGAACUUUUGAAUUAUUUCAGACAAUUUGGGAGGGUCCUUCGUAUGCGUCUAGCCAGAAGCUCCAAAACUGGAAGGUCAAAGGGUUUUGCUUUCAUAGAAUUUGAGUCAGAAGAAGUUGCAAAAACUGUUGCUGAAGCAAUGAACAACUAUUUGUUUUUUGAAAAAUUAUUGAAAUGUGAAUUUGUCCCUCAAGAUAAAUUGCAUCCUGAUACUUUCAGUGGUUGGAAGAAGAGAAUGCCUUUGAGGUGCGAUAAAAAUCGCUGGAGACAAAAUCGAAUGAGAUCAGCUGAAGAUAUGGAGAAAAGUAAAGCCAGAAGAAUUAAAAGACUGAAAAAACUAAAAGCUACGCUCAAAGAGCAAGGAUUUGCGCUUAAAAUAAAUCCCUUUAUUCCUAAAGCAAGUGAAUAAACAAAGUACCUAUAUCUUU